Adineta steineri is the source of this 303-nucleotide messenger RNA. The record is from the annotation of a GenBank genome assembly. Lineage: Eukaryota; Metazoa; Rotifera; Eurotatoria; Adinetida; Adinetidae.
AUGAAUCAUCGUGUUACACCUGUCAAUACUUUAAUUCGUGCACAAAGAGAAUUAAAAAUGGUUUAUCGAAUAGUUAUACUUAUUAUGAUUUUAUUAGUACUUGGUUUACCUAUUACAAUUUUUCUUUCUAUAGGAUUUAUUACUGAACCACCAAAAUAUCAUUUGCGUAUAGCGUAUAUAUUCGCUAAGAUCUCGUUAUUAUUUGUAAUGAUUACAUUAUUUAAAUUUACAGAUCCAGUUAAAAGUUCAAUAAUGAAAAAACUAAGUCGACGACCAAAUCUCGUGGCAGCCAUAAUGGCAUAA